Zeugodacus cucurbitae (melon fly) is the source of this 1601-nucleotide messenger RNA. RefSeq lists its product as uncharacterized. The record is from RefSeq and is a predicted model, not a curated record. The transcript has 4 exons. The coding region runs from base 680 to 1327 and encodes 215 amino acids. Gene Ontology annotation, biological process: regulation of transcription by RNA polymerase II. Gene Ontology annotation, cellular component: transcription regulator complex; nucleus. Lineage: Eukaryota; Metazoa; Arthropoda; Insecta; Diptera; Tephritidae.
AAAUUCUUGUUAGUCGAUUAGUAACCAUUCAAAAGUAUAUAUCAUAUCGUAGUUAUUAAAUAACGGUCAACCGCUAAAAUUCUAAUGACCAGGACAAAAAUGUAUCCUAAAGUAUUUACGGUGUUUUUGGAAUUUAAAAGUUUUUAAAAUGAGCAGUAAAAGGAAAAAAAUCAUCAUUGCGAAUAUUCUUACUUUAGUGUUAGAAAAUUUAUAUAAAUUUGGCAACGUACGUAACCCGUAAAAUCGGCGUGGAUUACGAGAAAUGUUCAACUACAAUGCGAAUAUGCGUUAAAGCGGAAGACUACAAUAAACCCAUUAUUCGGUAGGAAAUGGCCUCGUUUUCGACAAAAAAAGCUUCUGUUGACUUCGUAGGUGCAGCAACAUAUUCCCUGACGCAAGCGCAAUAAUGUUCCGCAAAAUUCUUUGGUGCGGCAACACUUUAAUAUGGCAGCGCCCAAAGAUAGCGAGCAGAGAAAUCCGAACAAUCCGAUUGGUGGUGCGAUAAUGGUGAAAAUAAUGUUUGUUGUCUCUCUCACUCCUUGGUUUUCAAUACCAGUUUAAGGAGACGAGUUAAACUUUUUAUUAUUACGAGUUGUCGUAACGUGUUGUUAUUGUUGUGUGAAAGUGUGUAUAUAAAGUGUGAGAAGUGCAUCAUCGUCUUCAUUCUAUAUUUUGACAAAUGUUUAGUUGGAGUAAAAGUGUCGAUCGGAGGUUAAAAAUGUCACUUAAAGAAGAUAAAAACUUAUGUGCUUCAGUGGAGAGUGCUCCUCAGCUGUACGAUAAAGGCCACCCGGAUUAUGGUCAGAGAAUGGCGACAGAUGAGGCAUGGCAAUCGAUUGCCCAAUUGAUGGGGAAAUCAAUGGAUGAAUGCAAGAACCGUUGGCGAAAUAUCCGCAGCGCCUAUGCACGCUCCAUUGGCGUCUAUAAGACCAAACGUGGAGAGAAUUCCAGGAGAUCGUAUUAUUUAGCUGAGGAUUUAGAAUUUCUAAAACCACAUCUACCUAGAGACGCUAAUACGGAGAUACUAUCAGGAGCUGGAGGAUAUGAGAACAUCCGCAUGGACAACGGUAUUCAAUUCGUAAAGAAAUUAUUAGACAACAUGUCUCAAACUCAGAAGAGUCGGUUCAUUGCUGAAAUUCUUAAAACGAACGACGAAAACUCCCAUCGUGGAGAGCGUGCAUGCUUCGUCGACAAUGAAGUAAUUCAGCAGAGCAUGACUAGAAAUGUUGGCACACAAACUAAUAAUACGAGCGAGUUGGGUGUAUCCAACCCACAGCAAUCGCUGGAUGCAAUUACUAUCAAGAAUGAACCAGAAAUAUCACUAUAAAUCAAAAUUCGUAUAUUCAACCUACAUGAAUCCCGAUGGGGGCACUAAAAUUAGCAGUAAUUUGACAUUUUCUUAAAACUGAGUUUCUAACUAAUUUCAAAUAUUAUCACCUUAUAAGACCCUCCAACUGUAGAGAGACUUCGUGCGGCAGUGCGUAUACGCAAUUUCAACAGUGAAACGAAUAUGGGCGCAUCUGUAUACAUAUAAGAAAUAUUUAAUAACCAAAAUUUUAUAUGUAAUGUUUUAUAUCCAGACAAUAAAUAAUAAAACAAAA